Messenger RNA from Heteronotia binoei (common prickly gecko), 3641 nucleotides. It is a transcript of the gene PTDSS2, whose product is annotated as phosphatidylserine synthase 2. Gene Ontology annotation, molecular function: L-serine-phosphatidylethanolamine phosphatidyltransferase activity. Gene Ontology annotation, biological process: phosphatidylserine biosynthetic process. The transcript has 13 exons. Bases 93 to 1562 code for a protein of 489 amino acids. NCBI's taxonomy places the organism in Eukaryota, Metazoa, Chordata, Lepidosauria, Squamata, Gekkonidae. The record is from RefSeq and is a predicted model, not a curated record.
UGCAGCUCCGCCUUUCUACCUCGUCCUACGUGAGGUCACGGGGGAGCGGUGAAGGAGGUUGCCUGUGCGAGCGGUGGUCUCUCCGGCUCGCCAUGAGGCGCGGUGAGCGGAGGAGUCAUGGAGGGGGGCCCGGCAAAGCGGCGCUGGAGGAGCAGCUCAACGGCGGCGCGCUUCCCGUUAUAGUGGGGGCUGCGGGGCUCCGUGCAGACUCGCUGGUAGCUAGCCCGACAGCCUCUCUUGGGGCCCGGCGCAGCACCGAGUCUGAGGUGUACGACGACGGCACCAACACUUUCUUCUGGCAAGCGCACACCUUAACAGUCCUGUUUAUCCUUACCUGUACCCUGGGAUAUGUGACCUUACUUGAAGAAACCCCACAGAAUACAACCUACAACACAAAAAGAGGUAUUGUUGCCAGCAUUUUAGUCUUUUUGUGUUUUGGAGUCACUCAGGCUAAAGAUGGGCCAUUUUCAAGACCUCAUCCAGCCUACUGGAGGUUCUGGCUGUGUGUCAGUGUUGUAUAUGAGCUUUUCCUCAUCUUCAUACUCUUUCAGACAGUACAAGAUGGAAGACUGUUCAUGAAAUUUAUCGAUCCAAAUUUAGGAGUUCCCUUGCCAGAAAGAGACUAUGGUGGAAAUUGCCUUAUAUAUGAUCCAGGCAAUGAGACUGAUCCAUUUCAUAAUAUCUGGGACAAACUAGAUGGCUUUGUUCCUGCUCAUUUUCUUGGCUGGUAUCUAAAGACACUUAUGAUUCGUGACUGGUGGAUGUGUAUGAUCAUCAGUGUAAUGUUUGAAUUUCUGGAGUACAGUCUAGAACAUCAGCUUCCAAACUUCAGUGAAUGUUGGUGGGACCAUUGGAUUAUGGAUGUACUGUUAUGCAAUGGACUUGGCAUUUACUGUGGAAUGAAGACUUUAGGGUGGCUUUCCUUGAAAACAUAUAAAUGGCAAGGGCUUUGGAACAUUCCCACUUAUAAAGGUAAAAUGAAGAGAAUUGCCUUCCAAUUCACACCAUACAGUUGGGUUAAAUUUGAAUGGAAGCCAGCAUCCAGCCUUCGCAGAUGGCUAGCAGUCUGUGGUAUUAUGUUUGUAUUUUUGUUAGCAGAGUUGAACACUUUUUACUUGAAGUUUGUCCUUUGGAUGCCUCCAGAACACUACUUAGUCCUGCUGCGACUUGUCUUUUUUGUGAACGUGGGCGGUGUAGCCAUGAGAGAAAUCUAUGACUUCAUGGAUGACCCGAAGUUUCAUAAGAAGUUGGGUCAGCAGGCUUGGCUGGUUGCCGCCAUCACGGUCACAGAACUCCUUAUUGUCAUAAAAUACGAUCCAUACACCUUAAUGUUGUCACUUCCAUUUUACAUUACUCAGUGCUGGAUCCUUGGAAUCAUGCUUGUACUCAUAUGGACAGUAUGGCGCUUCUUCAUUCGUGAUAUCACCUUGCGGUACAAAGAGAUAAGAAGGCAAAAGCAAGAACACAAAUACAGGAAGGACAAGUGUCUGAGCAACGGUGAUGGACUUUCUGCUUUGGCAGAUGAGCACAAUGGGAAUAAGUUGAGAGAGAAAAAACUUUGAACUUGAGUAACAAAUUAAGGGCUAAGUGGAUUAUCUUACUGGAGUCAGUAUAACUUGAUUUGCAAGUUUAACCCUAUCUAAUUUUGUAAGUUUCAAUGUUUUCUCAUGUGUGAGAAUCCAGUUGGGAAAGAUGUCAUCUGAUCUUGUUUGCAGAAGAUGUUUACAGAUAAUAUUAGAAGCAACGUUUCCCCCCAACAAAGGGGGUCUCCAUCUGAGUGUGUUUUUAAAUAUUUGUGUCAUCUUGCAAAAAGGAAGUUUGGGAAGGCUUGGACAGGUGCAAAGGGAAUCCAGUAGCCUCAUUUUUGGAACACUGUUACUGCUUGGGGCAUCAGGGACACAUUUUAUGGAAUUAUGUGCACGGUGAAGAACAGUUGAGCAUUUCCCACUGAAACAACUGCCGUGAAGUGUGGUGUAAUAACUCAUAUCCUUUUGAUUCAUUCACUUAUUAAGGGCACUGUUAGCAAGAUAAAUGGAAGGAUGUGGUUGAAGCAAGAAAACAAACUGCAUAACUUGCACAGCCUACUAUUAUGACUUUCCCAGAGGUUUCCUGAUUCUGGCUGCCUAUUUCUUAAAGCAGAGCAUUACCUUGAAGCAGCAGCCUGCUAAUAAAUACCUCUUAGUCCAUCUCUAUCCUGAUCAUCUCUUUAGGUCAGCAAAUUUAACUUUGCUGUCUGUUAGCGAAAUAGAGCAAGUGAAAGCUAGUAGAAGAGUUAGUCCACCAAAGUUGUGUGUUCUUUGCCUUAUUCCUCCACCGAAUCAUUUUCUGCUCUUUCCGAGACUGUGGUUGCUUCAGUCAUGGCUCCCCAUUUUGCAAGACAGAGAGUGUCAUUUGAUCCUCCAGAGUAGCUUAAGUGCACUAAAUACUGUGCGGAUGGGGAUAAGCAACCGCAGUGUACACAGUCAUCCUUUGAACGAUUGGAGGCUACAGCUGACAUUACCUCAGAGCCUCCAGUCCAAGGGUGUUGUGUUUAUCUUGCCUCCUGGAACAAAGCUUGGGCACGUGGUGUCCUUGUUUAUAAACACCUUUUCUAUGAUGACAGUUGUUAUCAUAGGAACUUGUUGCACAUUCCUAAAACAGCUAUGCGGGUUUUCCAUAUAACACUGAAUUAAAUUUUAUCAGUCCUGAAUCUGUUGAAACUUUUUAGACGUUUAUUUUGAAGUGAGUAUAAGCUAAGCAUUCUAAGCCUCAUCUUGCCUCCUUCGUCCACCGAAAAUCUCUAAACAUGCUGCUGGUUAAAGCACAAUGCACAGACCUUGGCUCACUUUCAGUUGAUACUUGAAUGGUAAAAGUCUGCCUUCCCUUGUUUCUACAAUGACACUACUAUAGUUCUCUUGUAAACAAUGGACACUUUCAGCAGGGCAAAAUAAAAACAUUUCCAUUAAAAUGUUUUUCAAAGUUUUAGCAAGUGAAGCAGUCUUUAGCAUAUUACAUGAGUGAAGGAACUCAUCUUCAUGACUGGUAUGAGGAAGAUCACUUGAAGGUUAUUGAUUGUGCAUAAUAUAAUGUUAAGGCUUUGAAUGACUGGUAUUUAAAAUUUAGAAUUUCUCUACUGUUCAGUAAUAUACUGUGGACUGUAACUAGACAUUGACAGACUAUUCUUAAGGGCAUAUGCUGAGUUGAACUAAUGUGUAUAAGAAGCCGUUCCUCCAUAUGGACACAGUGCAUUUUUGAAUCUGCGGGUUCAUUUUGUACCUGCCUUGUGAACUGACUAGUGGUAGUGCUUGUGCUGGAGUGACCCCAGUUUUACAAGGUUUGCAUAGGCAAUAUAGUCUGUCCUUGUACUAGUGAACUCUGCCCUUCUUGUAAUUUUUGUGUUGUAAUGUCCUCCGUGUAAUUCUGGUGAUAACAAGUGCAAUGGGGCACACUUGAUAGGUUGUUUUAUUUUUUAAAGAAAUCUCUUGUUAGGAACCAAUUACAUAAAAUUUGAAGCAUAAGAGGCAGGGAAACUGUUUCCCAUGUUGGAGUUGACCUACUUUCAGACUUAAUUUUAUACUGAUAUUUGUUCACAAUGAAAUACUGAGUUUUACAGUUAGUCUGUAUAAUUGAACAAGUGUAAUAAAAGGAUGUUUGCUGAUGUA